Messenger RNA from Caenorhabditis briggsae, 171 nucleotides. Lineage: Eukaryota; Metazoa; Nematoda; Chromadorea; Rhabditida; Rhabditidae. The transcript has 2 exons. Bases 1 to 171 code for a protein of 56 amino acids. The record is from RefSeq and is a predicted model, not a curated record.
AUGGACGAUAACUUCGAGCCAAUGGACGAUUUCGACUAUCGAAGCCGAUCGACAAUGCAUCUGCAAAAAGCUCUGCAAAUGACGAAAGAAACGGUGAUCAAGAACAAUUUGUUGCUCGGAUUGGAGAAUGAGAUUGAUUUUGAUUUUGCUGUUUUCACCUGGAAGAACUGA